This is a messenger RNA of Musa acuminata AAA Group (dessert banana), 2550 nucleotides long. Its product is annotated as MDIS1-interacting receptor like kinase 2-like. Gene Ontology annotation, molecular function: ATP binding; protein binding; protein kinase activity. The transcript has 4 exons. Gene Ontology annotation, biological process: protein phosphorylation. Lineage: Eukaryota; Viridiplantae; Streptophyta; Magnoliopsida; Zingiberales; Musaceae. Bases 1 to 2349 code for a protein of 782 amino acids. The record is from RefSeq and is a predicted model, not a curated record.
AUGGCUUCUCAGCUUCACAAACCUUUGCUUUGUGCCACUUUGCUGCUGCUGCUGCUGCUAUUGCUUCCCCGUGUUCCUCUUGUCAAAGCUUCACUAGGAUCCCAAGGGAGGGCGUUGCUCCACUGGAAAGCCACUCUUCAGAGUCGUCAAUCCCUGAGAUCUUGGAACCUCAAUUCUAGUCCUUGCAAUUGGACCGGAGUUACUUGCAAUUAUCCCGUCGCAGGUAGAGGGCGUUCGGCGAUCACCGAGAUAUCCCUGCCGAGCAUGGGCUUGGCAGGGCCACUUGAUGCUCUUGACUUUUCGACUUUGGGAUCGCUCCUCCGUCUCAAUCUUUCCUACAAUCAGUUCGGUGGAGUAAUUCCUCCGGCCAUCUCUGCUCUCUCCAGGCUCGUAUCUCUUGAUCUCACUAGCAAUCAGUUCACAAGCAAAAUCCCAGUUGGGAUGGGCUCCAUGAAAGAGCUUCGAUUCCUGAGUCUUAGCCAUAAUCAAAUGGUUGGUGCUAUACCUCCAUCUCUUUGCAACCUCACCGGCCUUAUGUCCUUGCACCUGAAAGAUAAUAAGCUUGUGGGUGUCAUUCCUAAGGAGUUAGGGAGAUUCCAGGAGUUGAUGUACUUGGAUAUUGGGGUUAAUAGGCUAUCUGACUGGGCAAAAUGGCACAAUCUGACGCUCUUCAGAAUCUCAAAUAACAACAUCACCGGAGUCAUACCCACCGAGUUUGGGCAGUUGACGAAACUGCAAGGGCUGGACCUCUCGGGCAACUACCUACAAGGAGAGAUCCCAAAGAGCUUCGGCAGCUUAACCCUUCUAUACAAUCUGAGCUUGGGCAACAACCAACUCGUCGGCCAGGUGCCUUCGGAGUUUGGAAUGCUGUCCAAUCUUGAACUGCUUGAUCUCUCAUCCAACAACUUGGCAGGAAGAUUCCCAGAUCAAUUAGGCAACUGCAUGAAACUCCGAUCGUUGAAGCUUAACAACAACAACUUCAGUGGAACCAUUCCUUUGGCCAUUGGUAAUCUGGUGGUCCUUCAAGACACGUUUGACGUCAGCCACAACUCACUAACAGGGGAGAUUCCAUCCCAACUCAGCAAAUUGGUGAUGCUGCAAAUCCUGAAUCUAUCGCAUAAUUCCUUGUCGGGUCAUCUUCCAUCUUCGCUAACGUAUAUGACGAGCUUGUCUACCGUAGAUGUAUCCUACAAUGAACUGGACGGCCCUGUUCCUGAUAGCCCAGCUUUCCGAAGAGCCCCGGCGGAGUGGUUUGCCCAUAACAAUGAUCUACCGAAGCAAGCGCCACAAAGUGGUUGUAAUAGCCAUCACUCCUUCCGUCGUCGUCUUCCUGCAGCUGCUUUUCAAUUGCACAAGAGAAAGAAGCCGGCAGUACCGGUCGAUGAUAAUCACAUCAAAGAAGGUGCAUUCUCUAUAUUGAAUUUUGAUGGAAGAGACGUAUACAAGGACAUCAUCGAAGCCACCGAAGAUUUCGAUGCCAAGUACUGUAUCGGAAGCGGUGCAUACGGCAGUGUCUACAGAGCAGAGUUAGAAAGUGGGGAACUGCUAGCGGUGAAGAAGAUUCAUCUACCAGACACUGAAGGUACAUGCGACGAGCAACCCUUUCAAACUGAGAUACAAACUCUUACUCAAAUUCGACAUCGCAAUAUCGUCAAGCUUUACGGGUUCUGCUCCUCUCCCCGACGCAAAUUUCUGGUGUACGAGUACAUGGAGAGAGGAAGUCUGGGAUCUGUCCUCCGAAGCGAGACGGCAGCUGAAUUGGACUGGGUGAAGAGGGUGAGCAUCGUGAAGGAUGUCGCCUGUGCUUUAUCCUACAUGCAUCAUGACUGCACACCACCCAUCGUUCAUCGAGAUAUUACCAGCAACAACAUCCUACUUGAUUCCGAAUUCAAGGCUUGUGUUUCCGACUUUGGAAUUGCUCGACUAUUGAAGCCGGAUUCAUCAAAUUGGACCAUGCUUGCAGGCACACGGGGUUACUUAGCACCAGAGCUUGCAUAUACAAUGAGAGUGACCACCCAAUGCGACGUGUACAGUUUUGGAGUGGUGACGCUGGAGUUACUGAUGGGAGAGUAUGGAGAAGUGCUCAUUUCCAUUCUGUUGUCUUCACCGAUCAACGAUAGCUUUGUGAAAGAUGUAUUAGACCGACGUCUACCCGUUCCGGAUGGUCAAGUUGCGGAUGAAGUAGUUGCAAUUUUGAGCUUGGCUCUUCGCAGUGUGGACAACCACCCCGAAUCACGCCCGACAAUGAAACAGGUCUCCGACAAGUUAUGCGUGGUCAGAACACCCCCACCAAGCCUCCGAUCUAUUGAUGCAUUGAAGUUUUCUGACUUGAUGAGCGUGGAGAUAUGAUCUAUAUGCACUCCUCUGUGCCCCGAUGCUUCUUUUGGACAGAAUCGGUAGACUUUGUUUCCGUAUGGCUUGCUUUAUUAGUGGUUUCAUUCUUCAGCGUGUUUAAUAAAAGCAUCGGAUGGUAAUCGAUCUCUUUUCUAAAUCUUGGACGCUUGAAAAGUUUGAUUUUCUUUUACUAUAUGCUUUACACUUUCUUGAGAA